Messenger RNA from Aethina tumida (small hive beetle), 2766 nucleotides. RefSeq lists its product as uncharacterized. Gene Ontology annotation, cellular component: nucleus. The record is from RefSeq and is a predicted model, not a curated record. Gene Ontology annotation, biological process: positive regulation of protein phosphorylation; cell population proliferation; DNA damage response. The transcript has 6 exons. The coding region runs from base 37 to 2673 and encodes 878 amino acids. NCBI's taxonomy places the organism in Eukaryota, Metazoa, Arthropoda, Insecta, Coleoptera, Nitidulidae.
UUUACAUGUAGAUUUGGAGGUAUCUCUCUCUCAGAUAUGGACCCCAAGUCAAAAGUAUUAGAAGAAGUCCUAGCAAAUAUUUUAAAGCCAGACGUUAAAGUCACCAGGGAAGAACUCUCCAGCUUCAUAGAAAAAAUUGAACAAUCUGAAACCAACCAAUUGACCCCGUACACAAAAAUCUACACGAAAUGGAUCCAAACGGCCCUAUCGGAAUGGACCUACGACCAACCAAUAGAAGUAGCGGAGUUCAUCGUAAAACUGUGCGGCGUUCUGUGCAAGAACGACAUCAAGUUUUUGCACCUGUUGAAAACAAAAGCGUUGGACUCCUUGAUAAGUGUUUUGCAUUUAAACAACACGAAUCUGGAGACAUCAUUGAAACUACCGUUCAUGCAACUCCUUCGAGUGUGUCUCAAGUACAAGUUCGGUGUAGAUUGGGUGAUAACUACCCAUCAUCAUUGGAAGCACGUGUACGAACAUGUUUACAAAGGACCAGACAAUUACGCGUGUGUAAAAGAACAGCUACCGUAUUUUAUGAUCGACCUCUUUUAUCACGUUGUAGAAGUGAACAGGUUGUUUUUAGUAAAUAUAGUACAAGUGAAUGUAGAAAAUCUAGUAAAAAUGAGCGACCAAUUAGUGAGCAAAAGUCUAACAGAGGAGGAAGAGAAACAAUGGUUGCCUAAACUUAAACCUGUGCUAGACAAUUUUGAAGACAUGACCACAUAUUUUAUUGAAAAAACUACUGAUAAAGCCAUGUACAAACUAAUAGUUAAAUACGAUAGAGUUUUCAAUUGUCAAGAACGGUUGAUCACCAUACUGAAGGCUGUGAAAUGCAAAGAAUUAACAUUUUUAGCCAGUCGAGGUCUUUUGUGUACCUAUUAUUUUGAUAUAUGUAUUUCGGCUGAUUCCAACCUAAAUAUUGGGGUGGAGCCGUUUAAUGAGUUGAUAAAAAAAAUUUUAUUCGUACAGCAAGUCAAUGUGGAUCGAGGCUUUUUGGACAACGUAUUAGACUUGUCGUAUUGUGAGUGUGCUUAUAGGAAGAACAAAUUCUUGCCAGUAACUAUAAAAGACAGUAACAGUGACAGUGAAGCAAUGCAGUUUGAGAUGCAAUUUAUCGUUUUCCCUUUGGCUCCCAUUAUAUUUUGGGACGAAUUACUUUGUAAGAGAGAGUUUCUGAAACUAAUCAAUGAUGAUGAGCACAGAGACGACUUCUUCUACGACUUUUUUAAAGGAAUGUUUCCAGAAAUCCUGCGGUUUGGUUAUUACUGUAGAGACGUCGUAUUAAAACAGGGAAAUUUGGCUGAGCACUCCAUAUACUGUUUGGAGUUGUUGCAAAAGAACCUGCACGAAUUCCCCAGGAAGAUGGCAAUCAUGAUGUUUCGAACUUUAGUGUACGUAGCGUCUGAUUUCAUUCAACACGCUGUUAGUGGAGAUGUCAUAAACCAAAAGAACGUCUACAAAUGCACCAAGUUGGGUCUGGACUGUCUGGUGAAGUUUAUCAAGCAUCUCAACAUCACCUGGAGGGACUCAAUUGAAUCUAUAGAAAUAAUGAACAUUUGUUCCAAGGUUUUCAAUCUGCCUAACGUUCCAACAGAGGCGGUUGCUGCGUCUUUGAGGCUGUUGGCGCUGUCCAUUUCUAAAUACAUGUCGCCCAAUCUUGCCCUUUUGGUCGAAACUAAUGAUUCCACCAUGCACUACAUUGGUACGUUGCUCUAUUCAAAAUUGAGAGACUCCGAUUAUGAAGUGAGAAGGGCUGCACACGACGUGCUGCUGUCAAUUUCCGAAAAUGCCGAAACAAAAUUUCCGUACUUCAGGAAGAUACUGAUGGAGUCUCAUUUGCCAGGGUUAGCUUUAAAUUCGUAUUUAUUAAUCAAUGAAGACUGCUCCAUAAGGAAAAUCGCCGUAAAUUGCCUUAAACAUUUAGUUGCAAUCCCCGAGAUAUCUGAGGAAGCCAUCGAUUUAAACAAAUUAUCGAUCAGCCUGUUGGGAAUUCUUUGCAACCCGGAACAAAAAAUCAUCUAUGGUGAGACGUUAUCCCUCAUCAAAAUAAUUUUAGAACUUGAUUUUUGGACUGAGAGACAAAUAGAACCAUUAUAUGAGAUUUUAUUUACUUUUAUAACUUCUGACAUUGAUGAUGAUAUAAAAUUGGAAGCUUUGCAUCUAACUUCUGGUGUUAUAUUCUGGCAUUUGAAACAAGAGGGCUACAUCGACAACGAGUUUCCGGAAACGAUAUUUGUAAAUAAAAAAAUAAAAAUACUGAACAGGGGAGAGAUUAAAAAAAGACUGAUACGUGUAAUGCACAAAUUUGGUGAUAUUGGCUGUCUAAAUAUUUUAUUGUACUGUAAGAGAAGCGAACAAAAAUCCAAUUUAUAUCAAAAAGGGACAGAAAUUAUCAACCACAUACUCAAAUUGCUCUCAAGAUAUCAAAUUAACAGUGAAACCAUCCAACAUUCGAGUCUAACCAACUUAGACAAAAUUAUAAAUGAAUGUCUUGAAGUGAUGAAAAUGGACCACCUAGGUUCGUUUACUGAGGCUGAAAAUGUACGAAGAAUGGCUGUAAAUCCCAUCGACUUUCUUCAGGAAAUAAUUAAGUUGGAAAGGAGGAAGAUUGAGAAACCUGACUCAUUUUUGUUGUAUUUAAAUGAAUUUUCGAAUCAUCUUUGUAACAAAGCUUGAUGUAAGUUGUCUAAAUUUUGUGUAUUUUUUUAAAUAAAUAUUAUUAAUUAAACUCUAAAUUAUUUUACCAAUCAAUAAAAUAUAGUCAUGUAA